Iphiclides podalirius (scarce swallowtail) is the source of this 198-nucleotide messenger RNA. The record is from the annotation of a GenBank genome assembly. Lineage: Eukaryota; Metazoa; Arthropoda; Insecta; Lepidoptera; Papilionidae.
AUGGCGACGAUGGACCUCACCAACGAGGUGGUCAGGCUUCGCGCCGAGCUGGAGAAGGUGUCGGCGGAGAGGGACAUGCUCCUAUGCGAGGUGUCCAACUUGCGGCGUGAACUAGAGCUGAGCGAGUUGAAGCAAAUGGGCGAUGACAGGCUGACGUCACGUAGUCCCCCAUCAGCACAACCCACGCUCUCCCGCGUC